Molecule: messenger RNA, 1191 nt
Organism: Filobasidium floriforme
Lineage: Eukaryota; Fungi; Basidiomycota; Tremellomycetes; Filobasidiales; Filobasidiaceae
Exons: 2
Coding region: 208-930 (240 amino acids)
Source: RefSeq, a predicted model, not a curated record
UCGGUCUCACCCGAAGCGACGAACGAGAACUUUCGAGCGGUAGUCCGCUCAACCUAUAGUACUAUAGUACACUACAUUAUUAUUAGUACUUUGGUGAUUGAACAUACCGAUUGAGAGGACCAUUGUUCAAAGUACGUAAGUACAUCAUUUUCUGAAGCAAGUCCGCUCAAACUACCGGCUGAGCGUUCGUGCAAACCGUUGCUAAGAAUGACAUUCGAUUACGAUCGUCAUCUGUGGGACCCGGGUUAUGAGGUCAGCAACAAACACAUACGUGUGACUCUGUCGGAUGAGGGCAAAAAGAAGCAGGUCGUUUUUCAUGUGUUUCGAGAUGCAUUCAUGCUCAGUCCGGUACUUCGUGAAAACCUUCCAACGUCAAGUGACGGGCCUACCAGAGUCACUCUGUAUGAGUAUGAGGAUGACUUCCGUGCGAUGUCGCUACUUCUAUCCGGACUGGAGGACCUGGCUCAGGCAGAUAAGAAGGACGAUUUUGGCGAAAAUAGGCCCGAACUGGAUCAACUCGAAGAUUCGGAUAACAGCGACCUAAUGAGGGCGCUAGUUCUAGCCGACAAGUACGAAGUGACCAGGCUCUUCAAAACUUUCUGUCUGGUGUCAUGUCUUCGCUCCAGUCAGCUGUCGGGACAUGUUGUGAGCCGGGCACUCUGUAUGUGGGAUCCUGUCAUAGCCAAGAUCGUAAUGCUGGCUGCGACGGACCUCUCCACCGACCACCCUGCGCUUUGGGACGGAAUGUCAGUGGAAUCUUUCGGCUGGCGCCACUGGCGGACCCUGGUCAGCAUCGUUCACAAUCACCCCGAUGUCAUGACGGCGAAAGAAGACGGAGCCAUCGAUUGGCCUGCGGUGGCAGAGCACUUUCCCUGGAAGGAUAAGAAAUACUGGGAACUAGGUCCGGCUAUGCACGAUGUAGUCUACUGAUACAUGGUUGCAUUGCUCGACUAUGCACUCGCUGCUCGAAAACCAUGGUUCUGCCGGAGACAGGAGGAAGCGGGAAAGCGGUCUCUUCUCGGUGGGUGGCAAUAAGAAGCAAAACUCUUCAGCAUUGAAAGCUCGUGGGCACGGAGCACAGGCUGUCGUGGGGGUCUCGAAAGCAUAACAUAUUGGUUUUACAUUCGUCUGUGGAGUCGGAAGUCUACGGCACAAAAGCUACAUUUCCCUGCCGAGCCGACUGGGCCCUGA